CCAACCAGCAAGCAACCUGGAGCCAGGCGGGCUUGGCUGGCUAUCAGCUGCACCAAAACACCACGCACACCUGCGAUAGCCCAUGGAUCUGCAUUCUUAACGCCUCGCACCGCAGAACACCCUUCUGCACCCUCACCUCUCCCGCCGGCCGUCCUCGCCGUCACUGUCCUCUGCUGUCCGUGCUGCAGCCGCCGAAUCCUGCACCGCCCGCCCACCCAUCGACGGAACCGACAGGCACACCCCGCCUUUUCUCAAGGCCUCCGACGCCGCUGCGUCUGUCCGAAAGGAAGCCUUCCCUUGCGCAUCACGCUCGAGGCCAACCGGCUCCCGCAAUCACCAUGGCACGUGUCUACGCCGACGUCAACCAGAACCUGCCGAGGAGCUACUGGGAUUACGACAGCGUCAACAUCAGCUGGGGUGUCCUUGAGAACUACGAGGUUGUACGCAAGAUCGGCCGCGGAAAGUACAGCGAGGUCUUUGAGGGAAUCAACAUCGUCAACUACCAGAAAUGCGUCGUCAAAGUUCUCAAGCCUGUCAAGAAGAAGAAGAUCAAGCGUGAGAUCAAGAUCCUGCAGAAUCUAUCGGGCGGACCAAAUAUCGUAGCUCUGCUGGACGUUGUCCGUGACAGUCAGUCCAAAACACCUUCUCUCAUUUUUGAGAACGUCAACAACACCGACUUCAGGAGUCUGUACCCAAAGUUCAACGACAUCGAUGUGCGGUACUACAUCUUCGAGCUGCUCAAGGCUCUGGACUUCUGCCACAGCAAAGGCAUCAUGCACAGAGACGUUAAGCCUCAUAACGUUAUGAUCGAUCAUGAGAACCGGAAGUUGCGCCUCAUUGAUUGGGGUUUGGCGGAAUUCUACCAUCCCGGCACGGAGUACAAUGUACGAGUGGCCUCCCGAUACUUCAAAGGUCCUGAGCUGUUGGUCGAUUUCCAGGAGUACGACUACAGCCUCGACAUGUGGAGUCUGGGUGCCAUGUUCGCUUCCAUGAUCUUCCGGAAGGAGCCGUUCUUCCACGGCAACAGUAAUUCUGACCAGCUCGUCAAGAUCGCCAAGGUCCUCGGCACCGAUGAUUUGUUCGACUACCUCGACAAGUACGAGAUAGAGCUUGACCCACAAUAUGAUGAUAUCCUCGGCCGCUUCCAGAAAAAGCCGUGGCACAGCUUCGUCAACUCUGAGAACCAGCGCUUUGUUAGUAACGAGGCCAUUGACUUCCUGGACAAGCUCCUGAGAUACGACCACCAAGAACGUCUGACUGCCAAGGAAGCCCAGGCGCAUGCCUACUUUGAGCCGAUCCGAGACGAGGCGACACUGAAGCAGUACCUCAAUGGUGCCACCGUCAGCUCAGAAUCGAGGACCUGAGGAUGCCCACACUACUGCUGAUAUUUCUCUCUCUCUCUCUCUCUCCUGCUUCCUGGCCACGCCUGCAAAUCAUUAUCACAUGUCGAAGGCGAGCAAUAGAAGGACUAGGUCACAAAUUCAUGCUAUGUAGUGAGGGUGGAGGGGAGCAAAAGCGGCAGCAUGUAUGAGGAGGGGAAUCAAUAGUGUCGCUUAGCACCUCAGCCAGAAACGCAAGAUAAAGCGAGCGCUCAUUCGGGGCCAGGUAGUCUCCCAUAUAUCACCCAAUUCCAAUAUACCCUUGCGAAAAAAAAGAAAA
Microdochium trichocladiopsis is the source of this 1659-nucleotide messenger RNA. RefSeq names its product casein kinase II subunit alpha. Gene Ontology annotation, biological process: regulation of transcription by RNA polymerase I; protein phosphorylation; regulation of transcription by RNA polymerase III. Lineage: Eukaryota; Fungi; Ascomycota; Sordariomycetes; Xylariales; Microdochiaceae. The record is from RefSeq and is a predicted model, not a curated record. The coding region runs from base 339 to 1364 and encodes 341 amino acids. Gene Ontology annotation, cellular component: protein kinase CK2 complex; cytosol; nucleus. The transcript has 7 exons. Gene Ontology annotation, molecular function: ATP binding; protein serine/threonine kinase activity.